GAAGGUAAUCCAGAUGCUUGCCCUGAUCUUUAGAGGGAAUCCGUUUACCCUAGAUAUUAUAGAAGAGGACAUUGCCGGGUGAGGGGAAACAAGAACUCUUCAAGUUUUCACAUAGUUGAAACAUUUUGAAGGUUACAGAUGUUAACAGGCCUGCAACGAUUUGUAUUUGAAGGAUCAAGGAAAGCUGCUACUCAAAACUACUGUUGUAACUUUCCGAUGCUGCAUCAAAUAGUGGUUAAGUUUCUGAGCUGGUCACCUCAGCAGUUCACCGGCGAUCGCAAUUACAGGCACAAAGAGGCUGCUAAAACCUAUGAUCCGAGGAUCUUGAUCACAGGUGGAUUGGGUCAGCUUGGUUUUGGUCUUGCAAAGUUUCUUAGGAAGUCAUUUGGAAGGAACAAUGUCAUUCUUUCUGAUAUCCGCAAGCCUGCAGCUGAAGUUCUUGAAAAUGGUCCCUUCAUCUUUGCUGACGUUCUUGAUUAUAGGAACCUACAGGAAUUAGUGGUCAAUAACCAAAUAACUUGGCUAAUCCAUUACAGCACUCUUCUUAGUGCAAUUGGAGAGGCUAAUGUGCCAUUAGUCCGCAAAGUCAAUAUUACUGGUUUGCACAAUGUGCUGGAUGUUGCUUUAGAAUAUUCUCUACAUCUUUUUGUCCCCAGCACCAUUGGUGCCUUUGGACCCAGCUCUCCCAGAAACCCUACUCCUGACCUGUGCAUUCAGAGACCUCAGACAAUCUAUGGAAUUUCCAAGGUGCAUGCAGAGUUAAUGGGUGAGUAUUAUCAUCUCAAAUAUGGUCUGGAUUUCCGCUCUCUCAGAUAUCCAGGUAUUAUUUCAGCUGUCUCUAAGCCAGGUGGAGGAACUACAGACUACGCUGUUCAGAUCUUUCAUGAUGCUCUCAAGACUGGAAAGUUUGAAUGCUACCUUGGAUCAGAUACACGGCUUCCCGUGAUGCACAUUGAUGACUGUCAAAGGGCAACCUUGGAAUUUAUGGAGGCUCCAGCAGAGUGCCUCACCAUGAGAACUUACAACAUCAGUGCCAUGAGCUUCACUCCACAGGAGCUUGCUUCUGAAGUUUGCAAGUACUUGCCUGAUCUGGAGGUCUCCUACAAGCCAGAUCCAAUGCAGCAGAGCAUUGCUGACGGGUGGCCCAUGAGCUUUGAAGACAGCAAUGCUCGGAAAGACUGGGGUUGGAAACACCAAUAUGGUCUGCAGGAACUGGUGACUGACAUGCUCCAACACAUCCAAUUGAAAAACAGCAAUGAUGCCUAAGUCGGAUCCAAACAAAACCCAGGAGUGAGUC
Molecule: messenger RNA, 1297 nt
Organism: Carcharodon carcharias (great white shark)
Lineage: Eukaryota; Metazoa; Chordata; Chondrichthyes; Lamniformes; Lamnidae
Product: L-threonine 3-dehydrogenase, mitochondrial-like
Exons: 9
Coding region: 139-1266 (375 amino acids)
Biological process (GO): L-threonine catabolic process
Molecular function (GO): L-threonine 3-dehydrogenase activity
Source: RefSeq, a predicted model, not a curated record